CAAUUGCGCAUGCGCAUUGGGGAAUCCUCGACCGAUACUGUCAAAUGCUGGCCUGUCAAAAUUUAAUGUCAACAAUGUAAAAACACAAAUAUGACGUUUUAAAGAAAUAAAAUGGAUAAAAUAUUUAACUACAAAAGGAAACAAGAAGACGACUAUUAUUACAUAAUUGGAUGCGACGAACUGUCAAAUGAAAGUCAAAUUUUGGCCGAAUAUAAAGCUCGUGUUCUGUCAUGCCAUCCAGACAAACAUCCGAAUGACCCAGAUGCAGCGGAGCAGUUUACUAAACUGCAAAAGGUCAAAGAAGUUUUGACAGAUCCGAAGAAACGAGCUCACUACGAUAAAUGGAGAACAUCGGGAAUUGCCAUGCCCUAUGAUGAUUGGUGUUCACUGAGGGAUUCCGUACAUGUUUCCAUGCACUGGGGAACUGUAAAAACUAAUCCAAUGCUUUCUGAUGCGGAGUCAUCUGUCAGCAGUCAGUCUCAUACAGAGCAUGAACACAUCACAACGGUUAAUGAGUCGGACACGGAUUCGAACAAAGACACUAGUCACAGAGUGGACUCGGUCCAACAGCCAGAAGAAAUUGCACGACCUGCCCAUCAAGUCCACUGCCCCAACUGGGAGAGAGACUGCAGGUCAGGUUUGCUUCAGAAGUUCAGGAAUUACGACAUCUGAAGACAAAACCUGAAGUGUGGCAUUUUUCUGAGAAGUUUUCUAUCUAAAUUAGACUCUUAGAUUAGAGCAUUUUGUGAUAAGGCUUAACUUGACAAAUACUCUGUGUAUACAGGCUGCAAUUUUAGCAGGAUUCCAAGAAUCUCAUAUUUUGGGUCUGAAUCUCACAUCUAUAUUACAUCAUUUUACAAUUCCGGUAAAAAAACAUCCUUUAAAAAACAUCCCAAAAUGCAAUGCCUGGUAUAUAUUUCAUUGUUUCAAUAAUGUAGUAGUUAGACAUCUUAACAAAUAUUUCAUUUUAUCCUGCAACAAUGUUUUCUAUAGGCUGAUUAUGUCCUAAACGUAUAUUAGCAGAUUAUGACUUUUGACGUACACAUUUUAAAAUUGUUCAUACGACUUCUAGGUCAUUGUACAAUGACAAUGUAGUGAACAGGUGUGUGUCCAGAGGUUUGUGAAGGGGGGUGUCUGCAGACACAGUAAGAGGUGUUUGAACAGGCUUAUAUAUAUAUAUAUA
Messenger RNA from Gigantopelta aegis, 1183 nucleotides. Its product is annotated as dnaJ homolog subfamily C member 12-like. Gene Ontology annotation, cellular component: cytoplasm. The transcript has 5 exons. Lineage: Eukaryota; Metazoa; Mollusca; Gastropoda; Neomphalida; Peltospiridae. The record is from RefSeq and is a predicted model, not a curated record. The coding region runs from base 112 to 672 and encodes 186 amino acids.